Letharia columbiana is the source of this 1743-nucleotide messenger RNA. RefSeq lists its product as uncharacterized. The record is from RefSeq and is a predicted model, not a curated record. The transcript is spliced from 2 exons. Bases 1 to 1743 code for a protein of 580 amino acids. NCBI's taxonomy places the organism in Eukaryota, Fungi, Ascomycota, Lecanoromycetes, Lecanorales, Parmeliaceae.
AUGGAUCACAGAACGCGUGCACGUGUCAUCAAGGCGCUGGUCUUGGCUGUUGAACCUGGUACCUACGGGAGCGAUAUGCACUGCACCCUGCGAGAAGUGCAACCGGGUGAUGGUACAAUCUAUACAACAAUCUCGUACGUCUGGGGAGACGCAAAAUUUCCAUGCAAGGUUUCCUGUACAGGCCCGGACAAUAUCAGUGGUAUACUAUACGUGACCGAGAACCUUCAUGCCGCCCUGCAAACAAUCCGACAAGUGGAUCAACCCAUGACUGUGUGGGCUGAUGCCAUAUGCAUCAACCAAGACGAUCUCGAUGAACGGUCCCAGCAGGUCUUACUGAUGCGGAAGAUUUACUCUGAAAGCUUACGACUAUUUAUCUGGCUGGGAGAGGAUGGCGACUUGUACGGUGCAGCUUUUGACUACAUUUCGUACGCCCUUGAGAAAUUCGAAUAUCCGCCUGGCCCUGUACUUGGUGAUCCCCAUGCUGUGAGGAGUCUCAUCAAAGACUUAUAUUCUAAACUUACAGACGAGGUCUUGUCUUCUUUAAAUCUUUUUUUCGGUAACAGUUGGUUCCGACGAGCUUGGACGUUUCAGGAAGUCCUUUGUGCUUCUGAGGCAACAAUUUUUGCUGGUGACCGAACUAUCCCUUACGAAGACGUGGCGAAUUUCGUUAAACUAGUGCUUGACUUCGGCAUUGGAUUCCGGCUCUCAAACAUGUCAUCUCAUCUAGCGAUGGGUCAGGUCACCGUUAUAAAACAAUUUCGCAAUAGACCCACUACCCUGCUUCAACUCGCCGCAAUGACUCGAUCACGUCAGGCCACAGAUCGUCGAGAUAAACUCUACAGCCUCAUUGCCAUCGCUAGUGAUAGUGCCCUCUUACCAUAUCAGCCAGACUACCGUAUCGCAGUAGGCAAAGUAUACCAAGAUUUCACGGUCGCUUGGAUCGCUGAAUACGAAGCUUUAAACGUGCUAUCUCUAUGCGUUUAUUCGGAAGACGCAUUGGGAACACCAUCCUGGGUGCCAAAUCUCGCGCGUUCAAAAGACAUUCCUAGCAUGGUUGAAACUGUGGAGGAUCCCUUCGAAGCCUGCGGUCCUUACGAUGAGUCCAAAAGGCUCUCUGUGCGAAAUAAUACAUUGUCAGCCCCAGGACUACUAUUGGAAAAGAUUGCAAGAUCAGCGAGCCGUAGCCUGGAAGUCACAGUUAGGAUUGGCGAUUUGCACAAAUUUCUAGCAGAAGGUGCUAUGGACCAGCUUCAUGUACUCCGAGAAGCAUUACAAUUGACAAGUAUGCCGUGCUGGAAGGCUCCCGAACCUAUACGCAAACAGGCAUUCUGGCGGACUCUGCUCGGGGGAAAUUGGACAGACAACUGCAGACUACGUCAACAUCAUGAAAACGAUUUCAACAGCUACUGGGAGUUCAUGCAGCAGUUCGAUCCUGAAUUAGAAUCUGAUUCAACUUGGGAUGGCUAUGACCUGGUCCGUGUUACCAAUGUAGAAACAAAGGUGAUUGACAUAGCUAGAGAACGCCGCUUUUGCAUGUCGGAAAGCGGUCGCAUGGGAUGGAUUCCCAAAGCUGGAAAGGAAGGUGAUAUAAUAAGCGUGCUCUAUGGUUGUUUCGUGCCUGUCCUCCUACGACCGAAAGGCAACGCGUAUGAGGUCAUUGGAACAUGUUACAUCCACGGAAUCAUGGAUGGCGAAGCAGUUGCGGCUGCGCAGAGUCCUAUGCAGCAGAUAGAUCUGGUGUGA